GACUAAGACCCCCCCCCCUGUGAAAAGAGGAGCCUCAACAGAGAGAAGUGAAACCCAGUCUGUCCCAAAGACCAACAUGCAUCUCUUUGCUCUAAUUCUUGGCAUUUGGCUUCUACCAAAAGGUGACACUCUGAAGUGUCAUGAAUGCAUACCAGACAAUUUGGGGAAGUGCACUGAAACACAAAGAGAAUGUCUUUUACAGUCUCAUCAAUGUGGUGCAUCCAGACUCAUUGCCUAUGCAGGUGGUUCAAAAAUUCUGGACCAAAAUGUGAAGAGUUGUGCUCUGCCAGAAGAAUGUGGGGAAGCUUCAGUCAAUUUUGGGUUGUCCAAAACCUGGAUCAACACCCAAUGCUGCAACUCCAACCUCUGCAACACUCAGUCUGUUCCUGACUCAAGCAAUACCACUCCAAAUGGGAGACACUGCUUCACCUGUGAUGGUUCAACAUGUGACAAAACUUUAGCCUGUGAGGGGAACGAAGACCACUGCGUUACCGGAACAGUUGAUGCAGGAGGAACCACAACCACCGUAAAGGGAUGCAUCUCUGAGCUGAUGUGCUCUGCCUCAAACAGCUUUCCUUCUCGACUUCUAGGAACAAAGGUUAGCUGUUGCAAGGGUAACUUGUGCAACAGUGCUGUCACUGCAAGUACAGGUCUGCUGCUUGUAGUCGUGGCGUUGGUCUCUUUGACAUUGUUUUCUUAAGAGAGAAUUCAAACAGUGAAUUAUUUGGCACCUCUCUUUUUCAUACACAAAGUCUAUGAGGCCCUCACUCUUCUCCUCUUUCAACUUAUCUUUUGAAGAUUUAAAGUUUGAAGAUCCAAAAUGAUUAUUUUUGAUAAACUUAAAUGUUUUUUUGUGUUUGUUUCUUUUUUAUUUCACUUGUCAAUUACAAUUCUGAGUAAGCUUUUCAAAAGUGUGUGUGAAUUUAAAUAUGAAAUAAAGUUUCAUCUUAUCAAGAGAAAAAAA
Molecule: messenger RNA, 964 nt
Organism: Oryzias latipes (Japanese medaka)
Lineage: Eukaryota; Metazoa; Chordata; Actinopteri; Beloniformes; Adrianichthyidae
Source: RefSeq, a predicted model, not a curated record